CCCCCCCCUCGGAAGGGGGGCGUGGAGGGAACCGGGAUCAACCAGGGGCCAGCAUGAGCCGGAGGGAGGGAAGUCUGGAAGAUCCCCAGGCUGCCUCCUCAGUCCCGGGUCUUCCCCACUUGGAGGCCAAGAUCCGGCAGACACACAGCCUAGCCCGCCUCCUCACCAAAUACGCGGAGCAGCUGCUCCAGGAAUAUGUGCAGCAUCAGGGCGACCCCUUCGGGCUGCCGGGCUUCUCGCCACCGCGGCUGCCCGUGGCCGGCCUGAGCGCCCCGGCCCCGAGCACGAGGGGCUGCCGGAUGGCCGAGCGGCUGCAGCUGGACGCGGCGGCGCUCGCGGCGCUGCCCCCGCUGCUGGACGCCGUGCGCCGCCGCCAGGCCGAGCUGAACCCGCGCGCGCCGCGCCUGCUGCGGCGCCUGGAGGACGCGGCGCGCCAGGUCCGGGCCCUGGGCGCCGCCGUGGAGACCGUGCUGGCGGCGCUGGGUGCCGCCGACCCGGGGCCCCGGCCGGAGCCGCCCGCCACCGCCGCCGCCGCCGCCGCGGGCACCUUCCAGGCCAAGGUGCUGGGGCUCCGCGUGUGCGGCCUCUGCCGCGAGUGGGUGAGCCGCACCGAGGGCGACCUGGGCCCGCUGCUGCCCGGCGGCCCGGCCUGAGCCUGCACCUGCGCGCUCGCUGGCUGCCUCUGCUCUGCCUGUCCCGAGCCGCAGCCCUGUCCCCGCCAACUCUGUACGCCCGGCGCUCUCGCUCUCGCUCGCUUCUGUCUCUAUCUCCCCUCUCUAUCUCUGCAGACC
Molecule: messenger RNA, 791 nt
Organism: Oryctolagus cuniculus (rabbit)
Lineage: Eukaryota; Metazoa; Chordata; Mammalia; Lagomorpha; Leporidae
Gene: CTF1
Product: cardiotrophin 1
Biological process (GO): cell surface receptor signaling pathway; positive regulation of tyrosine phosphorylation of STAT protein
Cellular component (GO): extracellular region
Molecular function (GO): cytokine activity
Source: RefSeq, a predicted model, not a curated record